Symbiodinium sp. CCMP2592 is the source of this 1203-nucleotide messenger RNA. Lineage: Eukaryota; Dinophyceae; Suessiales; Symbiodiniaceae. The record is from the annotation of a GenBank genome assembly.
AUGCCUUCGCAGAUAUGCCAUGGCAAAAAAAGCGUCCUGCAGAGGCACAGCCGAAGCCUUCGGCGGCGCCGCCCAGCCGGCCUACCGAGCGCCGCAGCUUGUGCUGGUCUCGAGUCUCGAGCAUUCGGCACUCCAAGAAUGGCUCGCCAGCGUUCACGUGUGAGCCUGCCGUGCGCUGUGCUGCUCCUGGGCCUGGUGGCUCUGCACACAGCAGGACAUGUGGCGGGGGUCUUGAACUUCAGCUUGGAUGCGGGCCCUCGUCUUGCGAGGCGCGCGUGGCUUCUCAGCGCCAUUCCAGCUGCCGGCGCCGGACUAGGGUGGGCUCCGUCGGCGCGGGCAGAACUGUCUCCGCCUCUGGCACGGGCAGUCGGCAGGUAUGCAGAGCAGCUACAGGGUGGCAUGGACGUCCUUUACUUCGACGUUCAGAACUAUGUGAGGGGAGGCACGCGCCUCUUCCAGCAAGCAGUGAACUUGGUGGACAACUCCGCAGGCAGCAACACGGCAAUCGACAGAGACUUGCUCGCGCCGCUGCGCCAGUUCGUCUUGGCUGGAGAGGAGGAUGGAGAGAUCGACUUCCAGCCGAGCUAUGAGCGCAUCGAGACGGCAGCCCGGAAACUGCAGUUGGCCGCACGCGAUCAGCAGAUCGAGGAUGCCAUCACCUUGAGCGACUCGUUGAUCGCAGAGCUUGGCAAGCUGUUCAUGACGAUCAACAAGGAGGCGGAGAAGCCGGUGUUCCUGCUUCCAACGGACUCCAGCUACGACACGCGGGAACCGGCAUAUCGGAGGAGGAUGGCAGAAGGCAAGCAGGCGCCCGAUAGCACGGAAGCCCACGGAAGCCCUGCAUUCCUUGCCAUGAACAGCUGUGAACAUCUGCGGGCAGUCUGGGGCCUCAGGCAGCACGGCUGCACAUCGAUUAGCUUACCAGUGGCCCUGCAAGGGGACUUGCGCGAAAUCGCACGGUCGACGUUGAAAAGAGUUUCUGAGUGCUACAAGAGCCUCGCAGCGCACCUUGUUGGCAAGUCUUUGUGCCAGCACCCACCCCUGCUGCAACUGGAGCCACGCUUUCUGCGCCGGGAGCUGUCCAAGCGACAGGCGGAGGCCCGCAAGAAGGCCGACCAGGCCAUCGCGGCCGUGGCCGCUGGAAGCGACGAGAGCGCUCGCGCCCUCAUCCGGGAGGCAAUUGGUCUCCUGCAGGGUCUCUGA